AUGUACUUGUUUCCGCCACAAUCAUUUACCUUGGGUUACAGUAAAAAAAUAAUGAAUGACAAAGCUUGGUUACCUCCAAGUAAUAAUUCUAACGAUAAUAAUUGGAAACAACCUUCGACCACCGAUGAAGGUUGGCUACCUUCAAGUAGUGCUUCUAAUGAUGAUAAUUGGAAACAACCUUCGACCACCGAUGAGGGUUGGGGACGACCACGAGUUCCUACUGAAAACAAUUGGCCACAAACUUCAACCUAUUAUGAUAAUUGGGGCACACAGGGUGUGCAAACGCAAGCUAAAGAUGAUUGGGCAAAUAAGCAAGAAUCUAUUUCUACUGAAGAUGUAAUAGAACCUGAAUUAGAAGUUAAUUGGGAAGAUAAGCAGGCUUCUGCUGAUGAUGAUGAUGUAAUAGAAAGGACGCUUACUCCUCCUCAAGAUCAAGAUGAUAAUCGCGUAAUAAAACAAGUUCCCCUGUCUGAUGAUGACGAAUGGAUAACAAGUGAUCAACCGACUUCCUCACAGGAUCGUGAAAAUGAUUCUACUAUAAAACAAGCUCCCACCCCUGAAGAAGAAGUCGAAUGGGUGACAAGUAACCCACCAACCUCGGUCCAUGAUCGUGAUGAUCAAUGGAAGAAACCACCUUUUCAUUACGAAAAUAAUGGUUGGAAUAGAAAGAGAUCAUCUCCUUCUGAAGACAUCCGUAUACAUAAAAGAUCUGAUAUGUAUAAAGAUACGUGGGGUGGUAAAGGCCGUUCUGAGGGCUCAUGGGAAGUCAAGAAAAAUGAUGCAAAUGAUGAUCGUUUUAACGUUUCACUUAUUUUGAAGACUCUUGCUAUGCAGGAGGUAAUUCAUAACUCUUUUACAACAUUACAAAUUAAAAAACAUAAUGAGCGUAACCAGUUGGGGGAAUUUGACCUAAAUGAUAAUUUAAAUUCGGUCCCUCCCGAAAUUCUUCAAAAGACUGUUCGAACUUACAUUCAACACCCGGCGCAAGAAUCUUCGUUCACUACCAAAGCAUUUCGUGAUGUAGAAGUUCAGACUGAUCCAAUUGAUUUAACAUCACUUGAGCAAUAUUUAAAUAAUAUUGAUCCUUCAAUAAUGGACAUUUUACGCAAGAAACUGUUUUCAGUUGGUGUUGGGCCGAUUAAACCAUCUAAUGAAAAGGUUGAAUCACAAUGGCCGCAAAUGACUUCUAAUACAUGGGGUGCAGUUAAAGAAAAGUCAAUAAAUGAAAGUGCUCAAAAAAAUGCAAGUUCGUGGGAACAGCCCAAUGAGGGUGUCGAGUCACAAUGGCCUCUGAAUAAGCCAUCGCAAACAACUUCUAAUACAUGGGGCGUACCUCAAGUAAAGUCUUUAAAUGAUACAGCGCAAAAUAAUACAAGCUCGUGGAGUGUACCGGUGAAACCACCUAAUGAGGAUCUUGAAUCUCAAUGGAAAGUUCCUUUAAAAGAACCAUCACAAAUAACAUCUAAUACAUAUAAUACAUGGGGUGCUACUACAGAAAAGUCUUUAAAUGAGAGUGCACAAAAAAAUGCAAAUUCGUGGAGUGUACCAGUGAAACCACUUAAUGAGAAUUCUGAAUCUCAAUGGAAAGUUCCUUUAAAUGAGCCAUCGCAAGCUAUACCUGAUACAUGGGGUGCACCUCCGGAAAAGUUUCCAAACAAGAGUGCACAAAAAAAUGCAAAUUCGUGGGGUGAACCGGUGAAACCACCUAAUGAAAUUGUUGAACCUCAAUGGAAAGCUCCUUCAAAUGAGCCAUCGCAAACCCCAUCUAAUACAUGGGGCGCACCUCAAAAAAAAUCUUCAAAUGAGACAACGCAAAAGAAUGCAAAUUCGUGGGGUGAACCGGUCAAACCACCUAAUGAAAUUGUUGAACCUCAAUGGAAAGCACCUUUAAAUGAACCAUCGCAAGCUACACUUGAUACAUGGGGUCCGCCCCCAGACAAGUCUUUAAAUGAGACAACGCAAAAGAAUGCAAAUUCGUGGGGUGAAUCGGUGAAACCACCUAAUGAAAAUGAACCUCAAUGGAAAGUUCCUUCAAAUGAACCAUCGCAAACACCAUCUAAUACAUGGGGUGCACCUCCAAAAAAAUCUUUCAAUGAGACAACACAAAAGAAUACAAAUUCGUGGGAUGUUCCUGUGAGACCACCCAGCGAAAAUGUCGAAACUCAAUGGAAAGCACUUUUAAAUGAACCAUCGCAAGCUACACCUGAUACAUGGGGUCCGCCUCCAGUUAAGUCUUUAAACGAGGCAGCACAAAAGAAUCCAAGUUCGUGGGAUGUUCCCGUGAGACCACCUAAUGAAGAUAUCGAGUCUCAAAGGAAAGUUCCUUUAAAUGAACCAUCGCAAGCUACAUCUGAUACAUGGGGCGCACUUCCAGUAAAGUCUUUCAAUGAGACAGCACAAAAGAAUUCAAGUUCGUGGGAUGUCCCUGUAAAACCACCUAAUGAAAAUGUCGAACCUCAAAGGAAAGUUCCUUUAAAUGAACCAUCGCAAGCUACAUCUGAUACAUGGGGCGCACUUCCAGUAAAGUCUUUAAGUGAGACAGCACAAAAGAAUACAAGUUCAUGGGAUGCCCCUGUGAGACCACCUAAUGAAAAGGUUGAACCUCAAAGGAAAGCACCUUUAAAUGAACCAUCGCAGGCUACACCUGAUACAUGGGGCGCGCCUCCAGUAAAGUCUUUAAAUGAAACAAUACAAAGUAAUGUAAGUUCGUGGGAUGUCCCUGUGAAACCACCCAAUGAAAAUAUCGUACCUCAAAGGAAAGUUCCUUUAAAUGAACCAUCGCAGGUUGCAUCUAAUACAUGGGGCGCACCUCCAGAAAAGUCUUUCAAUGAGACAGCACAAAAGAAUACAAGUUCGUGGGAUGUCCCUGUGAGACCACCUAAUGAAAAUGUUGAACCUCAAUGGAAAGCACCUUUAAAUGAGCCAUCGCAAACUAUAUCUAAUACAUGGGGCGCGCCUCCAGUAAAGUCUUUAAAUGAAACAACACAAAGUAAUGUAAGUUCAUGGGAUGUCCCUGUGAAACCACCUAAUGAAAAUAUCGUACCUCAAAGGAAAGUUCCUUUAAAUGAACCAUCGCAGGCUGCAUCUAAUACAUGGGACGCACCUCCAGAAAAGUCUUUCAAUGAGACAGUACAAAAAAAUCCAACUUCGUGGAGCGCACCUCCAGAAAGGUCUUCAAACGAAAAUUCGUGGUAUGACCCCGCUAAACCAUCUAAUGAGAAGAUCGAACCUCAAUGGAAAAUGCCUUUAAAUGAGCCAUCACAAACGAUUUCUAAUACGUUGGGUGAACCUCCAGAAAAGUCUUUAAAUGAGACAGCACAAAAAACUGUAAGUUCGUGGGGUGCCACUGUGAAACCAUUUAAUGAAAAUGUUGAACCUCAAUGGAAAAUUCCUUCAAAUGAGCCAUCACAAACAACCUCUAAUACAUGGGGUGCACCUCCAGAAAAGUCUUUAAAUGAGUCAGCGCAAAAAAAUUUAAAUGAAAGUUCGUGGAGUGCCACUGUGAAACCAUCUAACGAAAAUGUUGGACCUCAAUGGAAAAUUCCUUUAAAUGAACCAUCACAAACGACUUCAGAUACAUGGGGUGCUUCUAAAGAAAAAUCGCGAGGGAGUUCUGUUAAAUCAUAUAACGAAAAUGCCGAAUCUCAAUGGAACAUUCCUUCAAAUAAGCCAUCGCAAACGACCCAUAGUACGUGGGGUGUACCUCCAGAAAAGUCUUUAAAUGAGACAGCACAGAAAGAUGCAAGUUCGUGGAGUGCCACUGUGAAACCAUCUAACGAAAAUGUUGAACCUCAAGGGAAAAUACCUUUAAAUGAGCCAUCACAAACGACUUCUGAUACAUGGGGCGCUUCUACAGAAAAGUCGCGGGGAAGUUCUGUUAAAUCGUUUAACGAAAAUGCCGAACCCCAAUGGAACGUCCCUUCAAAUGAGCCAUCGCAAAUGACUUCGUGGGGUGUACCAGUGAAACCACCACAAAAAAGUGUAAGUUCGCGGAGUAGUUCUGUGAAAGCGUAUAAUGAAAGUUCUGAAUCCCAACGAAACAUUCCUUUAAAUGAACCAUUACAAACAACUACAUGGAGUCCACCUGCAGCUAAAUCUUUAAACGAGACAUCACAAAAUAAUAUAGAUUCGUGGGGUGCUUCUAUGAAUCCGAUAAACGAGGAUGCUAAAUCACAAUGGAAUGCACCAUUGAACGAGCCGUCACAAACUGCUUAUGACACAUGGAAUGUGCCUGCAGGAAAGUCUUCAAAUAAUAAAGCACCAAAGAAUAUAGUUCCGUGGGAUACUUCUACGAAACCCUCAAAUGAAGGUGAACCACAUUGGAAUGCUGUGAAUGAACCAUCGCAACAAAUCCUUGAAGCGUGGAAAGCUUCUGAUAAAAAACAAACUACAAAAAAUGAAUGGGAGUUGAAUGAAUCAAAAAUGCAAGCGCAGGAUAGCCAAAAACAUGUGCCAGAAUCACAGAUGCAACCAAUAAAUUUAAUGACUUCUAUGCAUCGCGAUAAUGAUUCAAAUAAUUUUAUUAAUAAUACACUUACCAAUACAAUACCUCCGAAAUUCUCACCCGAAGAAGCUUGGAAUAGACUUCUCCAAGCUGAUAAAAAAAAAGACAUUGAUGAAUUUAAAGAAAUGUUUGAAGAAUAUGCCAAAGCAUCUCCUGAAGAAACAUUCCAGACAAUCGAGAAAAAAUUGAGAAUGGCAGGUUGUACUGGAAGAAUAAUCGCAUUGAAACGUGAAGGAAUUCCGUUGACGAAAUGUUUAAUUGAUUUGCAAGGAAAGACAGAUAAGAAAUAUUUAGCGCAAUUGAUCGCGAGUCUGGAUCGGUUACCACAAACUUCUGGGAAAGCCAGUUCGGAAGCAGAGAAUUUUGAAUGGCUCGCAGAUGCUGGAUUUUUGAGUGAUGAUCCAGUGCCUCAAUCAAAUGAGCGAACUACGCCUCUAGCAUGUCAGCAUUGCGGGUCUACCGAUCACAUAACGAAAUUAUGCAAUAACGAUGGGCGACGGGAUCACUAUGCCGAAAUUCGCGACAGAAACUUUAGUGGAAAUGAUGAUGGUUAUAAAUAUGGAUCAAGUAACAAUACGGCCAGCGGUUACGACGCAUGGGAACAAGCCAAAAAAGAUGCUGCUGCAAGCUGGGGAACACAAUCCACCACCUGGGAAAACAGUAAUCGACAAGAGACUGGUUGGAAAAAUAAUAAUGAUCGAGAGCCUAGUUGGAAAAAUAAUAAUGAUCGAGAGCCUAGUUGGAAAAAUAAUAAUGAUCGAGAGCCUAGUUGGAAAAAUAAUAAUGAUCGAGAGACUUCCAGUUGGAAAAAUAAUAAUGAUCGAGAGACUUCUAGUUGGAAAAAUAAUAAUAAUCGAGAUAAUAGUUGGAAAAAUAAUGAUCAAGAAAACCGUUGGAGAAAUGAUCGAGAGACUAACUGGAAAAAUAAUGAUCAAGAAAAUCGUUGGAGAAGUAAUGAUCGAGAUAAUUAUGGUCGAAAUAAUGGCCGGGAUACUAAUAACUGGAGUCGAGAUACUAAUAACCGGAGAAAUAAUGACUAUAAUCAAGAAUCAAAUUGGAGAAGCGGAAGAGAGAGUAGUUGGAAAAAUGAUAGAGAAACUGGUUGGAAAAAUAAUGAUAGUUAUGGAAACAAUAAUGAUAGUUGGAAAAAUAAUCGUGAGAACAGGUCCAGAAAUAUUGAUCGUGAUCCUAAAUGGAGAAGUGAUUAUAGAGAGGAUUAUAGAGAGGAUACACGUGGAAGUAGUCAACCUGACAAUGGUUUGAGAAAAAGUGGUAGCGAUAAUCACCCUCCACAAAAUCAUGAUUCACCAAGAUUUAAUCAACAAGGAUCAAAUAUAAAUCAACAAGGAUCGAAUACAUGGGAAACCAGUAAUUUGGAUAAUGCACCGUGGUGGUGA
This is a messenger RNA of Racocetra fulgida, 5901 nucleotides long. Lineage: Eukaryota; Fungi; Glomeromycota; Glomeromycetes; Diversisporales; Gigasporaceae. The record is from the annotation of a GenBank genome assembly.